AUGAAUAUAGGUUGUUGUCUUGUUGAGUCUGUAGGGGAAGGUGUGGAGGACAUACAGGAAGGUGAUCAAGUUCUUACAAUUUUUAAUGGAGAGUGCGGUGAAUGUAUUUAUUGCAAGUCAAAAACCACCAAUCUAUGUGCAAAGUUCCGAGUUGACCCAUUACAAAGUGUGAUGAGAAAUGAUGGGAAAACAAGAUUCUUGACUCAAGAUGGGAAACCUAUCUACCAUUUCUUAAACACUUCAACUUUCAGUGAGUACACAGUCAUUGACUCAGCUUGUGUCGUAAAGAUUAAUCCGAUAGCUCCCCUCAACAAGAUGACCUUACUCAGUUGCUGUCUCCCUACAGGUUGUGAUCCAUAUGUGCAUAUUUAUUACAACAUAUUUUUGACUUUUGCUAAUGGCAGCCAAACAUUAGGAAUGACGGAUUUUAUAAACCCAAGGGAUGUUAAGACUACGGUACAUGAGAAAAUAAGGGAGAUGACAGAAGGUGGGGUAGACUUCAGCUUCGAGUGUUGUGGAAAUCUUGAUGUACUUCGUGAAGCCUUCUUAUCUACACAUGAUGGAUGGGGGAUGACACUAAUAUUGGGGAUUCAUCCAUCACCAAGAAUGUUGACAUUGCAUCCAAUGGAGUUGUUUGAAGGACGAACAAUCACGGGUUCAGUGUUUGGUGGCUUCAAAAGGAAGACCCAACUCCCUCUUUUCGUUGAGCACUUUAUGCACGCGAUAGAGGGGCCAAAGUUGGAUGAAUUUAUAACACACGAGCUUCCAUUUAACAAAAUCGACCAAGCUUUUGAACUGCUGAUUCAUGGAAAAUCAUUACGAUGUAUGCUUCAACUUUGAGUUAAAAAUAAGUAUCAUAUGUAUGUUGUUAAGAAGUUAAGUCAAAAUCAAGGUUUGGAAUAGUCAACUCACAAGUCAAAGUGUUGGUAGUUUUGGAAGUUUGGAAGUGCAUGGGCUUGCUGGUAUUUUCCCAAAGUUGUUUAGUUUGGUUUACAUCCGAAUAAUGU
Messenger RNA from Helianthus annuus (common sunflower), 1007 nucleotides. RefSeq names its product alcohol dehydrogenase-like 3. The record is from RefSeq and is a predicted model, not a curated record. Gene Ontology annotation, molecular function: zinc ion binding; S-(hydroxymethyl)glutathione dehydrogenase [NAD(P)+] activity. Gene Ontology annotation, biological process: formaldehyde catabolic process. Gene Ontology annotation, cellular component: cytosol. The transcript has 7 exons. Lineage: Eukaryota; Viridiplantae; Streptophyta; Magnoliopsida; Asterales; Asteraceae. Bases 1 to 840 code for a protein of 279 amino acids.